CCGCCGUCGUCGUCGCCUUCUGCUGCUGCUGUUACCAUCGCCCUCCCUAGUCUUACCCACCUGUAUGUCUAGAACCUUGUAUACAUGUCAGCCAGCCAGUCGGCCCGGUUGCUUGCUGAACAUUUCCAUGCAGGUUGAAGAAUGAAAUUAAGGGAGCAGCACGUUCUAAAACUAUUGUGAAAAGCGUACAACGUUGGCUAAUGUACUAUGCUGGCUGAGGGGCAGGUUACCAAUGAAACAAAUGCUCAACUUAACCUGGUCAAGCUGACAGACAACUUCAUGGUAUUGGCAAACACCAAACUGAACUAUAAUAUCUGGGGCAAUUGACAGAGGCAUUGACUGUGAUAAACAUCUAACUGUGAUACAGAAUGAAUACAGCCUCCAAAAUUGCACCUACAAGCUCUAAGUACACCGUACAAGUGGUCACAAAAUACAUGUGUCGCAACUGUGGCCAGCAGUUUGAAUCUACGGAUGAUAUGGAUGCUCACAUUGAAACACACAAUCGGGGAAAUCCACCGCACAGCUGCUUCGUGUGCGGCAAGUCGUAUCGCACGCCCUCCAAGCUGCGGCGUCACGUUCGCGUACACAGCGGUGAGAGACCGUAUGCCUGCAGCCUGUGUGAGCGACGUUUUACGCGUUCCGACCAUGUUAAGCAGCACAUGAAGGUGCAUCAACCCCAACGGCAGCGCAAUCAGUGCCGACUGUGUGGGCUACGCUUCAGCAAACCAGCCACACUCUACACCCACCUUCAAGGCCAUGGUAUCGAAACCUUGCACAUGUGCGAUUUAUGCGGAGAGACAUUUCGGGAGGAGGACCACUUAGCUAGACACAAGAGAGUUCACCACGGCGGUGGUGGCGGUAACGGUGGAGUCGGUGGUGGUGGUGGCGGUGGUGUUGGCAACAUCAACAGCAACAGCAAUAACAGCAACAACAACAGCCAGGAUACAAUGCACCAGAAUGCUGUCAGUACGACAACACUCGUAAGCGAUGAUAUUGAGCAAGAAUUUAAGAUGGAUCAUAAUAACGAUGAGAAUGUAAAUGCUCUUUCCAUUGCCUGUUUUGGUAUGAGUGCAACAGGCAGCAACAGACUAACACCUGUACGCAUCCUUCCAGAUGAAAGCCGGCCAGCCUCCAACGAACAGCCUCCUCAUUGUAUGAUAAGGCUUGACAAUCCAGACAGAUUCCUGGAUCAGAGAAUGUGCGACGAUUAUGAAAACAAUGCACUGAACUUAAGCACGAAACCAGACGUCAACACCACCCUGUCCUCCUGUUACACGCCCACUGAAUCCACUCCUGUGACAAACCACAACCUAACAUACAUCAAAACAGAGCCAAUCAACAAUGGCGUAGGCAUGUAUAUGACGCCUAACUACUCAGGAGAGGAAAGAAACGACGAUUUGGGUGAACGUGGAGAGGAGAACUCUUCUUUGUCUGAAGAGCGGUUCACCGCAAGCUCUCCACUGAUGCAAACUCCAUACGCACAUACUUUGCAAACGACUACAACAACUACUACGACUACAAACGGAGGCACGAUUGCCUCUCUCUUGCAACAACACACAGAUUCGAUACCACCAUCCUUUUCACUGCAACGAAAUUCCCCACAUUCUUCUGAGUCUUACCCACAGCCAUUCCCAGGAAAAAGAUACCAUCAUUGUAUGUCUUGUGGUAUCUGGUUCGAAGAUCUGGCUAUGAGUAUGCUUCACAAUAGUUUACAUUACACAGAUGGUCUCAAUGAAUUCUCCUGUAAGAAAUGCUCGAAAAAACUGAGCAACAGGCUGGAAUUCACAGCACAUUUAGUCUGGCACCUGGAACCUAACACUCAAUGAAGAAGAAUAAUUAACGAGGAAAAAAAAUAAUAAAUAAAUAAAUAAAAGCACUUAAAAAAAAAAAAUCUUAUUGAUGGUGGCUAAAGGGAGAUAAUAGUAAAUUUUGGUGUCACCAGCAAAGCCAGCAGAGUAAAAUUGUGAAAAGCAAAUGAGAGAAUGAUAGCGCUUGGGUAAAUAAAGAUGAUGAUAAUUAUCAUCAUCUUAAUAAUAAUAAUAAUAAUAAUAAUAAUAUUAAUAAUAAUAAUAAUAAAUAAUUAUAAUGAAUAUAAAGAGAAAAUAUAUAUAUAUAUAAUAUGAAUUAUAAUGAUAUAAGUAAAAAGAGAGACUAAUACAUUGUAAAAAAAAAAUAAAUAAAAUAAUAUAAAAUACAGACAAGCAGGAAAAUGAGGCAAGAUCAACAGAUCAAUUUAUAUGAAAUGGAAAAAAAAAAUGGGAUUUUGUUGUCCCAUGGGAAUUUUUGUUCUUGUUAUAUUUUUUAACUGUAAAAUUGGACCAAUUUUUAAAUUGUUUAAACCUACAGAUUCCUAUAUUAUGAAUGUGUUUCCAACAUUUAUCGAAGACGAAAACAAACAAACAAAAAAAAAAAAAAUGAUUUA
Octopus sinensis (East Asian common octopus) is the source of this 2422-nucleotide messenger RNA. Its product is annotated as zinc finger protein 836. Bases 369 to 1826 code for a protein of 485 amino acids. NCBI's taxonomy places the organism in Eukaryota, Metazoa, Mollusca, Cephalopoda, Octopoda, Octopodidae. The record is from RefSeq and is a predicted model, not a curated record. The transcript has 3 exons.